UUCUCGAUCUCUCUCUCUGUGUGCGAAUUUUUUUUAAGAAAAGAGGUACACAUUGGUAAUCGUAAGAGAUGGAUAAUAAACCGGGCCGUGGAUACCGGUCCAAAAACGGCGGGAACGGAAUGAACGAGACGAACCGGGUCGGGUUCGGGUUGAAUUCCCGGACCCUUUUGGUGAUCAGGCUACCCGAUUCGCGGGCUUUGCGGAUCGUGUCGAGAUCUCUGUUCUUGGCGAUGCUUCUUCUCGCAUUGCCUUCGCUGGGCUCUAUUAUCGGUGCCGCCUCCAAUGCACCUCCGUACGAGCCCGAGCCCGAACCCGUUUCCAGUUCGGGCCUCAAGAUCCUACCCAUUCUCCUCCGUGAUUUGGUGGACGAAGGCCUUAUCAAGAAAGGCCACAAGGGUUUCAUCCUAGGUGCUGGCGUCCCUGACAUUGAAGACGAUUUCGAAUUCUUGAAAGACGCCGGAGUUGAUUUGCUCGCCGGAGCUGAUCUAAUGCCGAAAAAGAAAAACGGCGACGGGCAAAAACGGGUUUUCGAUUUCGUCUUCGCCCCGAGUUUUCGCAGCGUACAACUGACAAACGGCGUUCUAAAAAAUGGGGGCUUGGUAAUUUCCCUGUUGGGAUUCGAACCCUCCAACGAACUAAGAUUGCUGAGGGAUUUCAAGAUUGUGUACCUCAGAAGAUUCGAGAGCACCGUGGUCGCAAUGAGGAAAGCCAUGACAUCACCGAUGACAUCAUCAACGAACUCCGUUUCGUGCGGGGUCACACCGGAGAAGAAGAGGGCGGCAUUGAAGGGAUUGGAGGACGUGUACCUUGAGCCGCCUAGGCGGGCCCCACUAGCAAAAAAAUCGAGCUUUACUUCGAGGAAGAUCAAGUUCCUACCCGAUUUGCUCAAGGACCCGUUGAACGAGUACCCUAGGAGAGUUUUCAUAUCGGAUGAUUCGAACGCGCUUGAUUGGUUCUACAAGAACUAUCCGAUGAGGAAUCAAGAAUUUGAGGUUUACGAUUUGGACGUGGAUUGGUUGAUGGGAGAUUUAAGACCGGAGGACUAUGUUGUAAUGAAGGCGGAGGCGCAAGUGGUGGAGCAAAUGCUAGAGGACAAGACGUUGUGCCUUGUCGACGAGUUAUUCUUGGAGUGCAAGAAUCAAUGGCAGGAUGGGGAAGAAGAGAAUGGGAGUAAGAGAGCUUAUUGGCAGUGUUUGGCAUUGUAUGGUAAAGUUAGGGAUCAAGGGAUUGCUGUGCACCAAUGGUGGUAUUAGUGAUUAAUGAUUAAUGAUUAAUGAUUCAUUAUGGAGUGAGAUUUUUUAAGGUUUCUUGAAAAGUCUCUAUUUUUUUUCUUAGUUAUUUGGGUUCUUUGGCAUGCAAUGUGAAGAAGAAUAUUUUUUUGUUACUUGGUUUUGUAAAUGCAUGUAAUGAAGAGGGGUUGAGUUGUAUUUUCUUUGAUGUUUAGGGUUUUUUGUGUAAUUUUGGAAAGAAAGGAGUGACAAGGCAUUGAUGAAUGUGGUGGUUAGUGUUUCUAUUGGUGUUGGGGUUUUACUUGUAAAGGGUUUCACUGCAAAACUAUUAAUGUUGUUUAGCUUCUU
Messenger RNA from Erythranthe guttata (spotted monkey flower), 1577 nucleotides. RefSeq lists its product as uncharacterized. The record is from RefSeq and is a predicted model, not a curated record. Lineage: Eukaryota; Viridiplantae; Streptophyta; Magnoliopsida; Lamiales; Phrymaceae.